This is a messenger RNA of Pisolithus orientalis, 486 nucleotides long. RefSeq lists its product as uncharacterized. NCBI's taxonomy places the organism in Eukaryota, Fungi, Basidiomycota, Agaricomycetes, Boletales, Pisolithaceae. The transcript is spliced from 3 exons. The coding region runs from base 1 to 486 and encodes 161 amino acids. The record is from RefSeq and is a predicted model, not a curated record.
AUGGCCACUCAGUUGCCACUCUUGCAACCCCUGCCACUGGCUAUAUGCCUGUUGCCAAAGAAGACUGAUGCAAUAGGUGCAUGGAGAAAAAUCUGCCAUGCAUGGUUAAGCCAGGGCCUGCAUGUUGGCAGUGUAGCUGCCAGAACUGCAAUAUCCUCAGAACCCACCGCUCCUGUGCAGCAGACCGGGAAGUGGCAGGCAUCCACUAGAAGUAUGACACCCACCACUGGCAAGACAACCAGCUCAGCCACUCCAAGCUCCCACAGGCAAAUCAGGUUGGCAGACAUCAAGCCCAGCAUCCUGGGGGGUGGUGUCACACACCAAAGGUGUUUGGUGAGGUGGACAUGGAUACAGCUGAUGAAUGGAGAUGAAGACCAUAGCCCUCAUGUGAAGAAGGACAGCCAGGAAUGUUGGCAGUCAUCCCUUGCACAAGAACAGGUCAUCAGUGCCAGAGAAAAGAAAGGGAGCAAGUUAAGUGCUGGCUAA